AAGAAGAAGAAGAUCAUAAAUGGAGUUUGAAAAUGAUAAUGAUGAAUCCAUGAGACUUGAGAUGUCUUCUUGUCAAAGAAAGAAUGGUAGAGGAAAGAUUGAAAUCAAACGGAUCGAAAACACGACUAAUCGACAAGUAACAUUCUGCAAACGUCGUAAUGGAUUGCUCAAGAAAGCCUAUGAAUUGUCUGUUCUUUGUGAUGCUGAAGUUGCCCUAAUCGUCUUUUCAACCCGCGGCCGUCUCUACGAGUAUGCAAAUAACAGUGUGAGAGCAACAAUUGAUAGGUACAAGAAGGCAAACUCAGACUCAACCCAUACUGGCUCAGUUGCUGAAGCUAAUGCACAGUAUUAUCAACAAGAAUCUUCAAAACUGCGUGCCCAGAUUAGCAACUUGCAGAAUUCAAACAGACACAUGUUGGGUGAGGGAAUUACAACAAUGCCACUUAGGGAUUUAAAGAAUCUUGAAAAUCGUUUGGAGAAGGGAAUUAGCAGGAUCAGAUCUAAGAAGGUAUUAAUUAUAAUAUCAACUAAUUAACAAGCUAGCUAAUUAACUAACUUGCAUUUCUCGUUACAGAAUGAACUUCUUCUUGCUGAAAUCGAGUUCAUGCGAAAACGGGUAAUUAAUUUAACAGAUUCUCCUGAUUCCAAUUCAAACAUCUAGCCCGGUUUUUAAUUU
Messenger RNA from Impatiens glandulifera, 676 nucleotides. Its product is annotated as floral homeotic protein AGAMOUS-like. The record is from RefSeq and is a predicted model, not a curated record. Gene Ontology annotation, cellular component: nucleus. NCBI's taxonomy places the organism in Eukaryota, Viridiplantae, Streptophyta, Magnoliopsida, Ericales, Balsaminaceae. Gene Ontology annotation, biological process: positive regulation of transcription by RNA polymerase II. Gene Ontology annotation, molecular function: protein dimerization activity; RNA polymerase II cis-regulatory region sequence-specific DNA binding; DNA-binding transcription factor activity, RNA polymerase II-specific. The transcript has 4 exons.